Molecule: messenger RNA, 1725 nt
Organism: Salvia hispanica
Lineage: Eukaryota; Viridiplantae; Streptophyta; Magnoliopsida; Lamiales; Lamiaceae
Product: putative serine/threonine-protein kinase PIX13
Biological process (GO): protein phosphorylation
Molecular function (GO): ATP binding; protein kinase activity
Source: RefSeq, a predicted model, not a curated record
UGAGUUCCCGUCCCAAGCCAUGGAAUGAAAUACUACUGCACGAACUAAGUACUCCAUGGAAAGAGUUGAAUUGUUGAUUGUGGAAUGAAAUAAAAUAUGGUGUGGGGUCCAUAGUGUUGACCAAGUGCUGCUCGUGGAACAAGGAGAGAUCCAUUUGUCUGGUAAUCAAUCACGCGUUUGAAAAAUUUCAGUGAAGAUUGUGUAAAAAUGUCAAGGAUUUAUGAUUUAUGGGAGAAAUUGGUCGGCGGUGUUCUCGACAGGGAGGAGCUCCGGCGACUUGCCCUUCGCUCCAGCUCCAGUUUAUCCGAUUACUCCUCGCGCUUCAGUUUCGGUUUCGGAGACAUACUAUUGCCCACUCCGAAUUUGAAGGUUUACAGUCUCAGUGAUUUGAAGUGUGCGACCAGGAGUUUCAGGUCUGGUAUUUCGGGAAUGGGAGGUUUUGGCACAGUGUAUAAGGGAUGGGUGGAUGAGAAGAGCCUGCAGCCUUCGAAACAGAGGACUGGGGAUGGUUGCGAUCAACAAGUUGAAUCCCCGGAGCAUGAAGGGCUUUCAAGAAUGGCCGGUAACUCGUACUCAUUCGUGUGUGUCAAUCUUGGAGUUUAUAUGGAGAGUGAGUCAGAGGUGAACUUUUUAGGAAGGUUGACGCAUCCCAACUUGGUUAAGCUCUUGGGAUACUGUUGGGAAGAUGGAGAAGAACUGCUGCUUGUCUACGAAUUUAUGCAGAACGGAAGCCUUGAAAGUUAUCUUUUUAGUCCAUGUGCUUUUACAAAUUCAUUGCCGUGGGAUAUAAGACUAAAAAUAGCGAUAGGAGCUGCAAAGGGACUGGCUUUUAUGAAUGCUUCGGACAGAAAUUAUCGAGACUUUAAGGCCUCAAACAUUCUUCUUGAUGGGAGUUUCAAUGCAAAAAUAUCGGAUUUGUGGUUAGCGGAACUGGAGCCUUGUGGAGGGAACGCAACACUCAAAAUACCGAUAGGAGCAGCAAAUGAAAUGGCUUUUCUGGACGCUUCAUACAGUAUUUAUCAAAGAACAGGACAUCUAAAGGAGAAGAGCGACGUGUAUGGGUUUGGCGUGGUGCUGCUCGAGCUGCUGACAGGCUCGAGAGGCCAUGACACGCAACGGGCACAGCAGAACCUGGUGGAUUGGAUGAAGCCCCUUCUCUCCCAGAAACGGAAACUGAAAACCAUCAUGGAUGCGCGACUACAAGGCCAGUAUUCGUCCAAGGCAGCAGCACAGGCUGCUCAACUCACCCUCAGAUGCUUGGAGCAAGAGCCCAGAAAGCGGCCUCCAAUGAAAGAGGUGGCUGAGAUCUUGGAACAGAUUGCAGCCAUGGAAAAACCGAGAGUGUCCAAUAUAAAAGAAGAACCGAAGAGGCCAAGAUAAUCCUCCGAAAGAGGCCUACGGUUGAUACCGUCCUAAUACACUUUAUUUUCCGAGAUAUUUAGCUCUUCUAAAGAUGAGCUAUUUAUAGGGAUCCUACGAACUCUAAUCUAGGAAAGUGAAUCAACCUAUACAAGGAAACAAAUCCUCAAUAUUUAAACUAAUCUUUCAACAAUCUCCAUAAUAAUGAAAAUAAUCUCAAGAGAUAAUGGAGAUCAUUAGCUUGAUCUCUAUCAUCGCAUCAAUCGAGAAGAUAGAUGAUCAAAGGUGAUGUAUCACUUAAGUGUAUAUGGUGUUUUUGCAUUUUAGUCACUCUUAACAAAAUGUUGCACUCCUUUUCCAAGGAAA